Aspergillus ochraceoroseus IBT 24754 is the source of this 1305-nucleotide messenger RNA. RefSeq names its product putative mitochondrial export translocase Oxa2. Gene Ontology annotation, molecular function: membrane insertase activity. Lineage: Eukaryota; Fungi; Ascomycota; Eurotiomycetes; Eurotiales; Aspergillaceae. Gene Ontology annotation, cellular component: mitochondrial inner membrane. The record is from RefSeq and is a predicted model, not a curated record. The transcript has a single exon. Gene Ontology annotation, biological process: protein insertion into mitochondrial inner membrane from matrix; mitochondrial respiratory chain complex IV assembly. Bases 110 to 1108 code for a protein of 332 amino acids.
GUGGAGUGUUGUAUGAGUAUUCUCAGUCCUUCAUUUCUUUAUUGUAUUAUAUCUUUUAUUUUAUUUUUUUUUCAAAGAAACCAUUAAAAAAAAAGUCAUCAAUUGAAUCAUGAGAGCAGCUCGUGUUCCCUCCCAAAUCGUGGCUUUCCAGCAAGUCCGGCGCUUCCAUCGGACGAGACCAGCUUCGUUCAUAAGUGAGGUGUUGGACGUCUCCUCCGGCUUCAUCCACGGUGUACACUCAGUCAGUGGUCUGCCAUGGGUAUUAUCUCUUCCAUUGACUGCUCUGCUGGUCCGAAUGACAGUGGCAAUGCCCCUGCAGAUCUACAGCAAAGUCAAUGCCCGAAAAGAACGAGAUCUGGCCCCGAUUCUGACCUCCUGGAAUAAACACUAUCAGACGCAAAUUAGAGAGAAAACCAAGUUAAGACCCGCAGACAAGCCGCUUCUCCAAGGAGAGGCUGUGAGACUGCUGGCAAAGGAUCUCAAAGAACAGCGAAAGGUCCUGCAUAGCCGCUGGGGUGUGUCUCGAUUCUGGAAGCCCGCCAAUUUUCUCCAGGUCCCUAUCUGGAUCUCUAUUAUGGAAAGCCUCAGAGCCAUGAGCGGUAACGACAAAGGUCUAGUCCCUUAUCUACUUUCUCUUGUUGAGCCAGCGUCGUCAUCGGAGGCCGGAAAAUCGCUCCAUUUGGCCGUGGAACCCUCACUUGCAACGGAGGGUGCACUCUGGUUCCCAGAUCUCUUAGCUGGCGAUGCGACAGGUAUUCUACCAGCUGCCCUGACGCUGUCAAUUUUGCUGAAUGUCCACCUGGGUUGGAAGGCUCCGAAGUUGAAUAGCCUUGCCGAGCUACCCCGUCUGGAGAUGGCGAAGCAUCUUACGGUACGCGGAAUACGAACACUCAUUCAAGUCCUGGCGCUCAAUAUCGGGGUUUCGUCCUAUCUGUAUGAAAUGCCUACAGCCCUCAUGGUCUACUGGAUCAGCAGUUCAAAUAUUGCUACAUUGCAAACAUAUCUCCUGGAAAAGUACAUGUUCCCCACCCCGUCAUUAAAAUCCUGGAGACAAAUUUAUGUGAGGUUUGGUCGGCCCCAACAGAAAACUUCUCCAUUAGAAAACUGAAAAAAGAGUGUACAUUGCGUCUUCGAAUCCAAAUGGCUGAAUUCCUGAAAAGAGACGAGAUUUCUGAAAAAAAAAAAGAAGAGUUCCUUCCACAAUUCUGGAACGAGAAAAUAUUAAAAAGUGAACAUGCUAAAAAGAAAAAGAAAUAAAGAAAAAAGAAAGAAAAGAAGAAGGAAAACAAAAAAGGCCCGAAAUAG